AUGGCUCCCGCUGCACUGGUCGGAGCUGCUACAACUUCCUCGAUUCAACGUCGAGUGCAGACAGCGCAGCUCGGAACACCUGCAGAGGUCCCGACUUCGAAACGCGUCGCUGGAGGAGUUGCACGACCGCGUUUGGUGACUUCUACGAAGGCAGCUGCAGUAAAGCCGGCUCCGAAAUCAGCUCAACGGGUGAGGGCUGUUCCAUUGAGCGACUCCAGCGCCACGAUGUUCAUGUCCAAGCCGGUCUCGACAACUUCUGGUCGCAACGGUGUUGGAUCAAUUGGCAAGGCAGCAAUGCCCACCUUUGAAAUACAGCGGGUCAAGGAGAUAGCACGGAGAUCCGAGGGGACGAUCCCAGCCUUGCACGCAACCGCCGCGUCACCUAGACACAGUGGAGUGUCAGUGGAAGGCCGAACUGUGGCAUCAGUGAAGGAAAAGCAAAUGGCUGAGCUGCGUGCGCAGGUCAAGCGCUGUGGGUUGCCAGUGAGCAAGGGUCCAGCAGCGAUGAGAGCUCCGGUCAUGGGAAGGUUUGGCCAUCAAGCUGAAGAGGAAUGCUCUCGGUCGCCUUCGCAGGCGCCUGCUUCACCAUGGCCAGCAUCACCGCGACAGGCGCCGGCUUUGGAAGAGGAGCUUGCUUGGGCUGUGGAGCAAAUGGAGAUGCACCGGCGGCAGAUCGAGGCCCACCAGAGGCAGCUGUCAAUCCUUGAGCGACGUCAUGCUGAGCUUGUGACAGCCCUCCGUGAGCCCUCAUCUCGAGGCACUGGCGUUGGCAAGCUCUUUUCACGCGAGGAGUCAUUGACGGGACCUUCCGGCUCAGGCCUGUCCGGCUUGUCUGGACUCUCCUUCUCAGAGGUUGCUAGCACAACCAGCAGCACGUCCUUGGGAUUUGCCUGUGCAGUGGCAGCAGCCGAAGCUCGUCUAGGUCGGCAUGGUGAAGCUCAGGAAGCCCAGCGCCAAGCUCGUUUACUUCGUGAGGCGGAGUCUCAGACAUCCGAGACGCCGGGGGCCGAUGACGUCCCCAGGCACCAGCCGACACCUGGUCAGAGUGGGCCGGAAGUAGACAGACCUGCCAAGCUCACUGCAUCGGAGCCAUCUCUGCACCAAUCUGUGUCCGUGCCCGAACUGCUGCGGGAACUGCAAGACAAUCGUCCGAUGCUGGCCAACUUUGUUCCAUGCAAUGUCUCCGAUGACAGCCCUGGGCUGCAAUACCUGUACGGCUCCCUUGAGGUUAGGCUAUUCUCAGAAAACGGUCGACUUCUAGUGCGCGUAGCCCCGAAUGGCCGGACGCUGGAGGUCAAUGACUUCCUGGCAAGAGUGGAGGUGAUUGAGGCAAAGAGGCGCUGGGCAUGGACCAUAGCAGAGGAGACCGAAGCCAUCAAUGAGACGCCAAAGUCGCAAGCUGGUGCCCUGCCAUUGGAGGCAGAGGCCAAAGAAGCGUGUGACUCGCAUCAGCCCAAGAACUCCUGGAAGCAUUUCUUCAAGGCACAUUGGCCCUGA
Molecule: messenger RNA, 1497 nt
Organism: Symbiodinium pilosum
Lineage: Eukaryota; Dinophyceae; Suessiales; Symbiodiniaceae
Source: the annotation of a GenBank genome assembly